AAUGGGAAAAUGAAACCUAAAAAGACCCGAGAAGGCCUCUUCCUUUUCUGAAGCUGCUGUUUUCAGCAGAGUGAACAACCCCAGACCGCAACCUCCCAAACCAUUGACGAGCAAGGCAGCGGAAAGGCAGACACAUCUGGACCUCUACGCGGUGUCCUAGGGUGGGAGACCCAUGGAGAAGUUUAAGGAGGUGCUGGAGCUGCAACGCAAGCACCACAACGCACUGAGCUAUGGCCUGGUGACCCUGCUGACAGCAGGCGGAGAGCGCCUCUUCUCCGCGGUGGUGUUCCAGUGCCCCUGCAGCGCAUCCUGGAACCUGCGCUACAGCCUGGCCUUCCUGCUGGUGCCGGCGCUGGCGCUCUUCCUUCUGGGCUACGCGCUGAGCGCGCGCACCUGGCGCCUGCUGACCGGCUGCUGCAUGUCGGGCGCCCACAGGACCUGCGGCUCCGGGUGGAGCGGCUUCCUGGCGUGCUUGCAGCUCACCGCGACCUCGGCGGUCGCGCCCCUCACCUGGGUGGCUGUGGCGCUGCUCGGGGGUACCUUCUACGAAUGCGCAGCCAGCGGGAUCGCUUCCCUGGCGCCGCGCCUGUGCUCUGGCCGUGACCCCAGCUGCGCAGCCGAUCUGCCGCUGGUGCCCUGCAAUCAGGCGAAGGCAUCCGACGUGCAAAACCUCCUGAAGGAGCUCAAAGCUCAGUCGCAGGUGCUGGGCUGGAUCCUGAUAGGAGCUGGGAUCUUCGUGCUUCUGAUUUUCACAUUUGUCGCCAAAUGUCUAUCUCCAGUUAGUUUUAUGCAGCUCAAAUUCUGGAAAAUCUAUGUAGAACAAGAGCAUACAAUCUUUAAAAGUCAAGCCAAGGAGCAUGCCACUGAAUUGGCAAAAGAGAACGUUAAAUGUUUCUUUGAGCGCUCGCAUCCAAAGGAAAACAAUACCCCAAGCAUUAAAGAAUGGCAGCAGAUUUCAUCGCUGUAUACUUUCAACCCGAAGGAACAGUACUAUAGCGUGCUGCACAAAUACGUUUCCAGAGAAGAGAAGAAUGAUAGUAUCAGAUCGUCUGAAGGAGAUGCAGUAAUUCCUAUGUUUGACUUUGUGGACACAACUAGUAUAAACAAUAUCCCUGUUGUGUGUCCUGACGGAUGAAUCAAAAGAAGUUAUUUUGAAUACCUUUUUAAAAAGAACUUAUUUUUAAAAAGUAAACAUAGGUAUUGUUUAUGAAUGCUUUUCUUUUCUUCCAAAUUGUGGAAUUUUAGAUCUGAAAUGAAAAUACAGAAUUUGCCCUCUUUAUUUCCAUCCCUACCCUGAAAAAAGAGGGGAAAUGGAUCACCCAAAGUGACAAACCAGAAAUGAGAAUUUUUGUAUUCCUAGUUUAGGAACCUUUUCACAUAAUAACUGUAGUCUUUUUUAAUGCUGCUUUCAAAUAAAAGAUAUUAGUAACCAACAA
Tupaia belangeri chinensis (Chinese tree shrew) is the source of this 1436-nucleotide messenger RNA. It is a transcript of the gene CALHM6, whose product is annotated as calcium homeostasis modulator family member 6. The record is from RefSeq and is a predicted model, not a curated record. The transcript is spliced from 2 exons. Bases 173 to 1135 code for a protein of 320 amino acids. Gene Ontology annotation, molecular function: monoatomic cation channel activity. Gene Ontology annotation, cellular component: plasma membrane. NCBI's taxonomy places the organism in Eukaryota, Metazoa, Chordata, Mammalia, Scandentia, Tupaiidae.